This is a messenger RNA of Spirometra erinaceieuropaei, 4300 nucleotides long. The record is from the annotation of a GenBank genome assembly. Lineage: Eukaryota; Metazoa; Platyhelminthes; Cestoda; Diphyllobothriidea; Diphyllobothriidae.
AUGAACGCUUGGAAGGACGAUCCUAACGGUUCACAAAUCGGACAGAGUGCCCCAGUUUCCGACGUUCCGUCCCAGGCAACCCAAACGGACGCCAGUGAACUCUCGGCCACCGAACCCCUUCGAGGUCGGACCUUACAAUGGUGGCAGCGAACAAGCCGAGCCCGCAACCUAAAAACAGUACAACAAACCCAGUUCCGUCGUCUUUUAAACCCUAUGACGGGAGUAAAGAUUUUUCGUGCUGGCUUCGCCGCCUUAAAUUCCACCUAGACGAUGUUCCACAAAACGAACGCAGCCGUACUGUACUUCAACAUCUGGCAGACGACCAGAUGGACAAGGCACUAGAUGCCGGCCUCACCCGCCACACCCCUUUCCAGGUGCUGUGCGACCAAUUGCAGAGGCUUUUCCAACCCCGAUUGACCAUCGAAGAAGCCCUUGAUCAGCUAUUAAAACGUUCCUUAAGGAGCGAUGAGACCCCUCGGCAGUUCGCCGACGCCUUACUCCGGCUCGCACGCGACGCCUACCCCUCACUGUCAGCGGCCGAUAGAGACCAAGUGGUCCUUUACCACUUCAAACGAGGUCUCGGGUCCCAGGAGGUGACGUAUUCCCUGAGGAUUCAGCCACCAGGCGACCUCAACGAAGCCAUCCAGCGGGCAUCCCGCAUGCUAACAACUGAUGCCCCAACAGGCGAUGAUCACUCUUGGGCUGAACCAUGGAAAUCCACGCCAGACCGCAGGCAACAGAACAACACCUGGACCAGACCGCACUACCAGCCUUCACAGCGAUUCAACCGCGGCAGCCGACCCUCCAAGUUCCGCACGCCCUAUGGACCCCCACCGCUCAACACUGGGCCAAGACAAUUCCGGGGAGAUAGAGACAGUACUGCGGCGGCGAUUACCAAGGAAGGUAACCACAUCAUUCCCGUCUGCUUUGAUUACACGUCACAUAGUUUACCGUUUUACACGACGAUUUAUCUAGACAACAAACCCAUUAAGGCCCUAGUCGACACAGGUGCCACCACGUCGUUAGUUCGGGCAGAUGUACUAGACUCUAAGUGGCUUAACCUCGCCAGACAAAGCGGUCGCUCACCACAACUCAAAACCGCAGACGGGUCACCCAUGACCACGUUAGGGAUGGUUCGACUGCCCAUCUCCUUUCCAACCAGCGUUAAGGAACAAGCUUUUUCGUCACUCACAGGAUGUCGUGGGACAUGAUACUCGGCCUAGAUUUCCUUUCUGCGCAUAACUGUUGUAUUAUGGUCAAAGAUCGUAUACUAUCCUUAGGGCAUAAGUCACCGCCUUACCACCCAACAGCCGCCGAGUUUGACGAAGAAGCCACCUGCGCGGCCAUCGCAGCGUCGGUAGCCUUACCACCCAUAAGUGUAGACACGGUCUUACCCUCAGAGGAUACGGUCGCCCUUACCGACAAGGAGGAAUUGAAGUCACUUCUGACGGCAUUUAGCGAUGUUUUCGCAUGGGAUGAUACCUCCUUAGGUCGCACCGCUGUCAUCCGUCACAGCAUUGACACUGGCACGUCGAAACCUCUGUGGCAACCACCACGCCGCAUUCCACCACACUUUCAGAAGGAGGUGAGCGAUCUAAUUCAAACGAUGCUGACCACAGGGAUAAUCCGCCCCUCCAAGUCGCCGUGGGCAUCGCCAGUCACAUUAGUGCCCAAAAAAGACGGCAAACUCCGAUUUUGUAUAGACUAUCGACGACUUAAUGCGGUCACCACUCGUGACUCUUUCCCACUUCCAAGAAUUGAUGUUACACUCGAAGCGCUUGCCGGAGCCCAAUGGUUCUCAACUUUGGACCUGAAGUCCGGUUACUGGCAAGUUGAAGUGGAACCCAAAGACCGCCCAAAGACAGCGUUUAUACUACCACAAGGGCUGUUCGAAUUCGAAACAAUGCCGUUCGGACUUUGCAACGCAGCCGCCACCUUCCAACGACUGAUGCAGUCCGUCCUGGCUCACUUAUACCCUCACAGCUGUUUGAUAUACCUCGACGACGUGAUUGUGUUUGGACGCACGGCCCAGCAACAUAAUGCUAACCUCGCCGCAGUGCUCUCUGCUCUCCGCGACGCCGGUUUGCGUUUAAAUCCACAAAAGUGCAAGUUUCUGUGCCGGAAGGUCACAUUUCUUGGUCACGAAGUCAGCCCGCAAGGCAUACAGGCGUCGCAGGAAAAAGUAGAGGCAGUCAGAUCAUGGCCUACGCCAAAGACCCCAACAGAAGUCAGAGGCUUCCUAGGCCUGGCCUCCUACUAUCGCCGCUUCAUCAUCCACUUUGCGGAGCUCGCACGCCCCCUCCAUCGGUUGACCGAAAAAGGUCGCUCAUUCACAUGGUCCGACGAUUGUCAACAGGCCUUCAAUGAGUUAAAGGCAAAACUCACUUCGGCGCCGAUAUUAAUGCUACCUGACACGAGUCCUGAGGCCCCUCCCUUCAUACUCGAUAGCGAGGCCAGCGGGUUUGCGAUCGGAGGUGUACUCUCACAAGCCGACGAGACAGGAGCCGAGCGACCGAUUUGCUUUGCGAGCAAAACUCUAUCGAAGCCCGAGCGAAACUACUGCACCUACAGACGAGAAUUGUUAGCGCUGAUCACGUUUAUCAAACAAUUCAAACCAUUCCUAGUGGGAAAGCACUUCAUUGUCCGCACCGACCACAAGGCCUUACAGUGGUUACAAAACAUGAAAGAAGCUGAAGGCCAGCUUGCGAGAUGGCAGGAAUUGCUGCAGGAAUUCCAUUUCACUUGUCAAUAUCGACCAGGCCACCAACACGCCAACGCGGACGCCCCCUCUCGCCGCCCAAGUGAGGCCGGCACAGCAGACCCAGAAGUAACAGACGAACACAUAGCGGCGGUUACGAUCAGCGAAUCCACUCGUUAUCAUUGGGCAGUGGCACAAAGUACCGAUCCGGACACCGCAAUAAUUUACGACCACCAGUUGCAUGGUCGACACAGACCAACAGAGGUCGAACUUCGCGGCUCCUCGGAGAUUGCCCGCCUCUUGUGCCACCAAUGGGCCAACCUGUUCGUUGAGAAUGAACUACUCUUCUUUAAAGACGCAGCCUCCACCCAUCCGCGGUUAGUUGUCCCGAGUAGCCUAGUCAUGCCUGUCCUCACAGACUUACACCACGAGUUGGGACACGUAGGAGUGACCAAAACAGAAGCGGCUGCUAGGCAGCGCUUCUGGUGGCCCCGCCUCAGAGAGCAAGUCACCAACUUCUGUAACGCGUGCCCCAUCUGUGCCUCCUUCAAGGGCACCAUCCCACGAAAUCGUGCACCCCUACAGCCUAUGCUUACAGGCUUUCCAGUUGAGCGGGUGGGCGUAGACAUAGUCGGCCCGUUGCCUUACAUAACUUCCGGCCAUCGCUACAUCUUAGUGUUGGUAGAUUAUUUUACGAAGUGGGCUGAGGCCAUCCCCUUACAUCGACAAGAUGCAGCCUCGGUCACCAAUGCGCUGCUAAAGGAAUGGGUCUGUCGAUACGGAGCACCCUUUUCACUUCACUCCGAUUGCGGAGCCAACUUCGAAAGCCACCUUCUACGCGAAGUCUGUGACCUGCUCCUCAUCCACAAGACUCGAACUACACCAACCCACCCAGAGGGAAAUGGCCAGGUGGAGCGUACAAAUCGAACCAUCAUUAAUAUCCUGAAGGCGUUCGCCGAGGACCACCACCCACACGAUUGGGACGUGAAAUUACACUUCGCCAUGAUGGCCCACAGAGCCGCCAUUCACUCUUCAACAGGCCACGCCCCAUUCUAUAUGUUGACCGGCCGCCAAUUCCGACUACCGGCGGACUCGAACGUCCCGGCGCAACAACCGACGGCCUAUACAACCGACAACUACGUGAUAGAGCUACAGGAGCUACUAAGACUCACGCACAACCUGGCCCGCACACAACUCCGCAACGCUUGCGACAGACAAAAGACUUAUUUCGAUCGACGGGCACACGGGCUUCCUUACCACAUCGGCGAUUUAGUGCUCCGUUAUCGGGCGGUUCCGCCUGUUGGCACACCGGCCAAAUUCUUCCAUCCUUGGGAAGGACCGUUCGUGGUCGCCGACGUCAUUUCGCCCGCUACUUACAUUAUCCGCGACGCCCUCACCCACGCCGGCCCCACCUUCACUGUACACUUCGAUAAGUUAAAACCUUACCACGGCAGUCUCCCCGUCGCGUCCCACGAUACCCUACCCAUUCUCCCUCCCCAUUUAGUCCCCUCGCCUACCGACGAAGUGGAAGUUCCUUCCGACCCACACCCCCCACCAGGCCCCGCGGACGGGGCACUGCCUAGAGGGGGGGGGCAGUUGUAG